AUGGAGACGCGCCAGUGGUCCAUCGUCACCGGAGGCAACCGGGGCUUGGGCUUCGAGGUGGCCAGGAGCCUGGUAGCAAGAGGCCGCCCCAUCAUCAUCGCCGUGCGCGACGAGGCCGCGGGCGACAGAGCCGCGGCCGAGCUGCGGGCCGUGGCGGGGGCGCGGGUGGAGGUGCUGCGGCUGGACGCCAGCAGCGGCGACAGCAUCGCGGCGUUUGCGGCCGAGGUGGGGGCGAGGUUUCCCGGCCAGAUCGACCUGCUGGUGAACAACGCGGGCAUCUUCAUUGACUCCUUCGACGCCCCCUCCCACGCGGCCACUGUCGCGACCAACACCGACGGCCCCGUGGACGUCACACUCGCGCUGCUGCCGCACCUGGCGCGGGGCGCGCGCGUCGUGAUGGUGGCGUCAGCCCUGGGCCAGCUGGGCGCGCUGAGCCCUGAUUACGCGGAUCCCAUCAGGGCCGCCGUCACCCUGGACGAGGUCAAAGCCGCCGCCCGCAGGUUUGACCCCGGCAGCCCCCUAUUGAAAAUCAACCCCCUGACGCCGUCGUACAGCGUGUCAAAAGCGGCACUUAUAAGGGCGGCCCAGAUCCUGGCGGAGGCCCCAGGCUUUGCGGCCAAGGGCAUCACUGUCGUGGCCGUCUGCCCCGGCUGGUGCCGCACUGACAUGAGCAAGGCCGCCGAGGAGAAGACCGGCGCGCAGGCCCCGCACACCGCGCAGCAGGGCGCGGCGUCGAUCUUGGCGGCGGCGCUCGAGACGGGCAGCAUUCCGAACAGCAGCUUCAGCCACGACGGUGCCCUGCUGGACUGGACGGCCAAGCCGGCGUUGUCGGUGACAGGAGAGGGGUGA
Messenger RNA from Monoraphidium neglectum, 849 nucleotides. RefSeq lists its product as hypothetical. The transcript is spliced from 7 exons. The record is from RefSeq and is a predicted model, not a curated record. Lineage: Eukaryota; Viridiplantae; Chlorophyta; Chlorophyceae; Sphaeropleales; Selenastraceae. Gene Ontology annotation, molecular function: oxidoreductase activity. The coding region runs from base 1 to 849 and encodes 282 amino acids.